GACAAAAUCGCUUUACGGCAAGAGCGUGCGGCUAAUGUGUGUGGAGGUCAGAGGCAAGACAGAACAGCGAGUUCUUGAUACAAAUAUGCUGCUUUCUUAAAAAAAUAGAAACGAGCCACCAACUAUAAUAUUCUUUUUAUUAUAUUGACGUUGAUCACAACAGUUCAGCGUGGAUCAUCUAAGUCGUUACAUCAUAAUUAGCGUUUCUUAGCCAAAGCCUUUUUUUUUUUUUCCCACCAUCCACCUAAACAUGGACAACAACCCACAAGGCUCCGGGGGACUGAAGGCGAGUCUCGGUGGUCUCUUCGGAGGUGGAUCACCUGAAUAUUCCAACACGGAGCUCUCCGGUGUUCCAUUGACUGGAAUGAGCCCUUUGUCGCCUUACCUUAACGUCGACCCUCGUUACUUAAUUCAGGAUACAGACGAGUUCAUUCUGCCUACAGGCGCCAAUAAGACAAGAGGAAGGUUCGAGCUGGCUUUCUUCACAAUCGGAGGUUCUUGCAUCACAGGAGCUUCUUUUGGUGCUUUAAAUGGUCUCAGGAUGGGCCUGAAGGAAACCAGAGACAUGGCUUGGUCCAAACCUCGAAAUGUACAGAUCAUCAACAUGGUGACAAGGCAAGGUGCUUCGUGGGCCAACACUUUGGGUUCAGUCGCCUUGUUGUACAGCGCGUUCGGCGUGGUGAUCGAGAAGGUCAGAGGAGCUGAGGACGACAUCAACACAAUAGCAGCCGGCACGCUGACGGGGAUGCUCUUCAAGGCAGCGGGCGGCGUCAAGGGUGUGGCCCGUGGGGGUCUGGCCGGUCUGGCCUUGUCUGGGGCCUACGCCGUCUACAACAACUGGGAGCAUCUGACGGGAACGUCGUCACCGUCCUCCUCUAGGCUUUACUGAAUUCCUCCUCCUCCUUUUCCUCUGAUGUUAGGGCCAAAUUAUCUGCAAGUGGAUCUUCUCAUGAUGAACUUUGCCUUACAGUCGGUUCUACUCUUGUAUUUAUUUCACCGUGAUUGUCAUCAGAAGCUGAACACGAAUGCGUGUCUCCCGUUAUUUGAUGUAAUAGUUGAGAAAUACCAUUAAAAAAAAGCAAACAUUU
This is a messenger RNA of Syngnathus typhle (broad-nosed pipefish), 1088 nucleotides long. RefSeq names its product translocase of inner mitochondrial membrane 23 homolog a (yeast) (gene timm23a). The transcript is spliced from 7 exons. The coding region runs from base 251 to 889 and encodes 212 amino acids. Gene Ontology annotation, cellular component: TIM23 mitochondrial import inner membrane translocase complex; mitochondrial inner membrane. Gene Ontology annotation, biological process: protein import into mitochondrial matrix. The record is from RefSeq and is a predicted model, not a curated record. Lineage: Eukaryota; Metazoa; Chordata; Actinopteri; Syngnathiformes; Syngnathidae. Gene Ontology annotation, molecular function: transmembrane protein transporter activity.